CUGGGAGGAGAGAGAGAGACCGAGAAAGAGUGUCAGUCUUUGCUAAGGACCAGUGAAGAAUAGCAAAGAAAUACUUCAAUCUGGUAAACAUUGUUGGGAAAAACAAGAAGCAGGACUUGUGGUGUUUUUGUUGGCUCCACCUGACAGUUUAAUGGUCGCUGAGGAUGUUUCCGAGCCCCAGCACGUCCACUCCCUUCUCCGUCAAGGAUAUAUUAAACCUGGACCCCGGCCACGAGCUCAUGUCUUCUUUGGAGCUUUCCUCUCGCAUGGAUUGUUGCGGGCCCCCCUGCGCUGGCGGCUCCCCCUCCUGCUGCUGCGUGCUGGGCCGCCUCAAGCACGAGCCCCUGCGGGAGGUGCCCGCGGGGGUGCCGCUGUUUGACGAGGACCUCCACCCCCAGGAGCCCAAAUUCGCCUCGGCUAUUUACGGGAAAACUCUGUCGCAGAUGGAGGCCACCAAGGACGGCGCGUCAGGCCUCUUACAGGAGAUACAAGUCAAAGAGUUCAGCGCCCCGGCCGAGCCCGCAGACGAUACGUCGAAACCCGACGACCCAAACCGACCAAAGGCCCGCAGACGCCGCAAGCCGCGGAUCCUCUUCUCCCAGGCGCAAGUGUACGAGCUGGAGCGCCGCUUCAAGCAGCAGAGGUACCUCUCGGCCCCGGAGAGAGACCACCUGGCAGGCGUGCUCAAGCUCACCCCAACGCAGGUGAAGAUCUGGUUCCAGAACCGCAGGUACAAGUGCAAGCGGCAGAGGCAGGACCAGAGCCUGGAGAUGGUGUCUCUGCCGCCGCCGCCGCCGCCGCCCAGGAGGGUGUCGGUACCCGUGUUGGUGCGGGACGGCAAGCCCUGCGUGGCGGCCGAGGCGAGCCCCUGUAACCCCCCCUACUGCGUGGCCCACGUCAACCACUUCGCGUACAACAACUACCCGCAAUUCAGCGGCUACGCUAACGCCGGCUGCGGCGCAAACUACGCGUGCAGUUACCCGGCAGCGGGUGUGCAAACGGGAUCGUCCUCUCAUGGGAAUUUUGUGAACUUGGGUGUGGGGGAGCUCAACAGCGCGCAGCCGACCUUUCCGUCCUCCAACGGCGGGACCUCCCUGCACGGCAUCAGGACUUGGUAACGGGCCGCUUUUACUGACUGCAUGCGUUACAUUACUAUCCAGCGUUGGGUUGGAACGUUUUUCUUGAUUUGUAUCAAUAUUUAACCUUGGCUCUUUUUUUUUGUUUUUGUGGCAUGAGAACAAACUCAAAAUAAAAUAAAAGAUCACAUAAAAUGUGAUAUUUUUACAAAUGUCUGUAUGCACUGAGAGAGAAUAAACGGACUUAGUUUCAUUAUGUAAACAUGUUGCACUUGAAUAACUGACUUGAAAAGAAUAAGUUACCUCAUUUUACCACAAUUUAAUCAUACAUGUGCAACAUGGUCGAAUUAAAUGCAUUCAAACAACUGUUUUUUCAGUGUGGAAGUGACGAACAUUAAAAGUAAUAAUAAUUACAAUAAAAUAAUUUAAGAGACCAGCCACAAUCAUCUGACCACCUGCACAGAUUUAAUGCCAUUGAAUUACUCAUUAAGAACAGUAUAAACCCGUCAUAUAUGUUCCAUUGGUGUUGCCCACAAGUCUAUAUAAAUUUAACGUUUAUUAUCGUGCGUAUCCUAUAGAUAACGUGCAAUUAUUUUCAAUAAAGAAACCGAAAUAUUAUGACAACAGUAGUUGUAAAGCUGUUCUUUGAGUGAUCACUGCAAUUUAGCUGUCACUGAUGAUUGGUGUUGAAUUAAAUGCGUUUUUCCCCCCUGAUCCACGGAUUAUGUAAAAAAAAAAAAAAAAUCAUGCACAAAAGACCCGUCAAUUGCAGCUCAAUAAUGUUAAAUAAAAAAAAAAAAAGAGCAUCCAGCAGACAAAAGAGAAGAAGGUGCCCCCGCUCAGUCCGCUUACAUAUGGCUUGCGUCUAGUUAAAAUGUUCAAGUGGCUAUUAUGAGGCUUCAUUCAAUGUUCUCAAAUAAGGUUAAAAGGUUGUUAGUGGUUUACAUGUUUUACAACGUGCUGUCAUCCACAUGUACACUGGCUCAACAUGUUGAAUGGCUGCAGCCGGCGCUGAGAUGGCUGCACACUGCAUGACCUUGCCUCAUGCGUACAUAUAGGGCAAAGACUUUUACUCUUAUACAAAUUACCCGCUCUCCCCCCCCCCCAAAAAAAAGUGCGUUUCAAGCUAAUUUUGUACAGGGUUACUUAAGAUGAUUUUACCCUACCCACGGUGGAAUGUUGUUUUAUUCAGCACAGUGGAAAAUGGAAGUGAUGGUGAAUUAUUACACAUCAAUUCGUAUAAUACACUGGAGUCACGGUGCAAAAAGUUCCUGCAAGUACUUUUGUAACAGUCAUGCAGUUCUAGAGGGGAAACAAAAGAUGAUUAAGCACAUACAUUGAUCCUAUUCUUGCAUGGCACUUCCCACACUAUCAUUUUAAACAUAACUCAGACAACCAGAAAUUGUGGCUCAGUGAACUCUUACAGGAAGAUGUGGGAAAUUAACUGCUGCAAUUUACCAUCAUCGAGGUUGACGCCCAGGAGCCUCUUUGCAUUGAACAACUUCCUGACACAUUUUGAAGCAUCCAUGCAAGAAUAUGAACAUAUUUGAAAUGACGGCAAGGUGAGACGAUUGCGGCGAGGUCACGCAGCUCCUCUGGACACGCUCUCCUACGAGGUGCUGAAAAGCCAACGUCAGAUAACAAAUCCCCACACACCAAAAAUAUCCCCCACCACCGCGACUCAAGCCACGUUGGAGAGGGGAAAAACGGGCGGGAUAGAGUUUGCUUUUCCGGGUCUUAUCUGAAGAAAGACAGGAACGGUCGCUGUUCUGUCUCGGCCAUUCAAGGGACGCUCACGGCUACGCGGCGACGUGGACUUUUUCGGCUUGCGAGAUUAACAGGUGCAUUCGUUGGGAGGCGCCAACCAACACGCUGAAAUAGAAAUGGGUUCAAAAAGUGACAUGUUCCUUUUCUUGUGUCUUUUUUGGGGGGCUAAUUAUCUGACCUGAGAAUAUUUUAAGAGACAAUUAUUAAAGAGUGGUCUGCAUGUUCUUUGGAUUUUUGUGUGUAACACUUAAUCCAAAAGGAUGAUAUUUAACAAGUGGCGAUCAAGGAAGUGAUAUGAGAUAAAAAAAAAAAUACCCGCAGAAACCCAUGUUGACAUUAUUAAAGGUUAGCUCCUUUUUCAUCCCAUGCCACAUUAACCUUGUGAACUAGAUUUUAAAAAGUGCUGACUUUUUUUCCAUUUAAACUCAAACGGCAGUCUUCUUUGAAUAGUUGGCAUUGCUUUUAAUAAAGGUUUUAUCAUUGCAACAAUAUUUCUAUAGCCUUAUUUCCUAUGGAAAUUCAUCUGCAGUUUUGUUUCACAUUACAUGAGUACAUAUAUAAUUUGUGCAUACUUGAUGGGAGGAUUUAGAGUUGGUAGGAAUGCAGACUUUUCCUGUAAAGCAUUUAAAAAAAAAAAAAAGAAAAA
Messenger RNA from Syngnathoides biaculeatus (alligator pipefish), 3489 nucleotides. RefSeq names its product NK2 homeobox 5 (gene nkx2.5). Gene Ontology annotation, molecular function: DNA-binding transcription factor activity, RNA polymerase II-specific; RNA polymerase II cis-regulatory region sequence-specific DNA binding. Gene Ontology annotation, cellular component: nucleus. The transcript is spliced from 2 exons. Gene Ontology annotation, biological process: regulation of transcription by RNA polymerase II; cell differentiation. Lineage: Eukaryota; Metazoa; Chordata; Actinopteri; Syngnathiformes; Syngnathidae. Bases 165 to 1118 code for a protein of 317 amino acids. The record is from RefSeq and is a predicted model, not a curated record.